This is a messenger RNA of Akanthomyces muscarius, 4005 nucleotides long. RefSeq lists its product as uncharacterized. NCBI's taxonomy places the organism in Eukaryota, Fungi, Ascomycota, Sordariomycetes, Hypocreales, Cordycipitaceae. The record is from RefSeq and is a predicted model, not a curated record. Gene Ontology annotation, cellular component: microtubule associated complex; spindle; spindle pole body. Gene Ontology annotation, biological process: nuclear migration involved in conjugation with cellular fusion; establishment of mitotic spindle orientation. The transcript is spliced from 2 exons. Bases 1 to 4005 code for a protein of 1334 amino acids.
AUGCCUGAUUUUAAGACGGGCCAGAUUGUGCAGCUCAACGAUGGCCGCAAAGCUACCGUGCGCUUUGCUGGCCAAACAAGCUUCCAGGUCGGCGAGUGGAUAGGGGUUGAGCUUGAAGACAAGACAGGCAAAAACGAUGGCAGCGUCCAAGGCCAGCGCUACUUUGACUGCCCUAUGGGCUAUGGCAUGUUUGUCAAGCCCAUGAUGGCGACCAUCAUUUCGCAGCCCCCCGCGGCUGCCAAGCCAGGAGUCAAGAAAGUCGCACGUCCAAGUAGCUUCAUCAACCCCACCGCCAGUCGUGCCUCUAUCGGAAACGAUGCCACCCUGAAUAGACGAAAGAGCCUUAACGCGCCGAGCCCGAGUCCUGUUUCUAGAACGACACGUCCUGCUAGUAUCGGAAGACUUCCAGGUUCUGCUUCUCCGAGCAAAUCGCCGACAAAACCAUUGAGCGCUGCAUCUAGUGCCGCAGCGUCACGAACCGGAACACCGUCGAACGCAAGAGUUGCAUCAGCUGGAGCGCGAACUCGUACAUCUGUGUCAGCUCAACGGACGUCUAUGGGACCCCCCGCAGCCCCCGCAUCACGAACCACGAGACAGGCUUCAGUGUCAUCUGCAGCACCCAAAGGCGGCAUAUCACACACCCGUUCAGCAAGCGGCAGAGCCCCAGCCCUCGCUGCCGGUUUACGACGCCCAGACCCCGGUCGACGACCUUCAGCGGACUCGCAAGCUGGCUAUGAGAGUAAUACAGGCUCCCGGAGCGGCGGAACUGCCCCGAACUCACCCAUCAAAAGCGAUGCCGAAAUCCUGUCGCCCCAACCAAAGAGCCCCGUCAUGGCUAAGACGAAUAAUUUGGAGAGGAUGGCCGCAGCGUCUUCGGCGGCGCAAAGAACGACCGCUCAGGCGAACAUGCCCCGCUCAGUUUCCGGUGGCUUGCCGAAUAAAGAAGUCGAAGAUCUGAAGGCAAAGCUGAAAGUUCUGGAAAGGAAACGCCUGGAGGACCGCGACAAGCUGAAACAAUUGGACAAGAUCCAGGCCGAACGAGACAAAUUCUCCGAUGUCAUCCAGAAAUUACAAGCAAAGUACCAGCCACAGCAACAAGAAUUAACAGACCUUCGAAAGCAGCUGAAGGAAGCCGAAGUAAAAUUUGACUCGGUGGAAACUCUUCAAGCUGAACAUGAUACUGCUCUUGAGCUGGCGACUCUUGAUCGAGAGAUGGCGGAGGAGAAUUUCGAGGUUCUGAAGGUUGAGCUUGAAGCUGUGCAGCAGAAGGCUGAAGAGCUCGAACUGGAAGUUGAGAUCCUCCGCGAGGAAAACGCAGAGUAUAGUAAGGGUAUGACGCCCGAGGAGAAAACGAGUGCGAACUGGUUGCAGAUGGAGCGAACAAAUGAGCGUCUCCGUGAGGCUCUGAUUCGACUGCGAGACAUUACUCACGAGCAGGAAGAAGACCUGAAAGCCCAAAUUGCUGUGCUUGAAGAAGACGUUCGCGACUUUGGCACCAACAAAGAAGAGCACGAGAAGACGAAGGAAAAGCUACAGCAGUCCGAGGCUGCAGUUGAUGACCUUCGCUCACAACUGGAUACUGCUCUUGGUGCCGAAGACAUGAUAGAAGACCUUACCGAGCGAAACAUGAGCCUGUCGGAGCAGAUGGAAGAGCUGAAGGCUGUAAUCGAGGAUCUGGAGAGCUUGAAAGAAAUCAACGAUGAACUCGAAAUCAACCAUGUACAGAAUGAGAAAGAGCUUCAGGAAGAGCUCGAUUUCAGAGACAGUGUUAUUGCUGAACAAGCUCGUCGCGCCGGCCAACAGGAGGAGAAUUUUGAGGACAUGGAAUACACUUUGUCAAGGUUCCGUGAGCUGGUCACGAAUCUGCAGACGGAUUUGGACGACAUGCGAGCCUCGCAGGCUGUCACGGAGGGCGAAUCGGAGAAGCUGAACGACCGAUCGCGCGCCAUGAUGGAUCUAAAUAUGAAACUGCAGAUUUCUGCUGCCAAGGCCCAAGUCAAGACGAUUGAUUUGGAGAUGCGACGCCUCGAGGCCCAAGAGGCAGAGCAGCACCUUGAGAUUCUCAAACUCUUCCUCCCCGACACAUACAAGGAAGAGCAAGACUCUGUUCUUGCACUCCUACGCUUCCGCAGGCUCGCAUUCAAGUCCAACCUACUCAGUGGGUUUAUCAAAGAAAAGCUCAACGGACAACCCCAGCCCGGCCACGAGGACGACGUGUUUGCUGGUUGUGAUGCUGUUGAUAAACUGACCUGGGUCGCGGCAAUGUGCGACCGUUUCUUCAACGAUAUGAAUCACUGCUCUUUGGCACAGUUUUCUAGCUACCAGAACGCUUUACUGGAGGUGGAACCAGUUGAGCGCGCCCUCAACGGCUGGAUCGACAGCCUGCGCAGGGAUGAUCUCAAGGAGAAGCAGUGCGCUGAGGCGCUACAGCGCACCAUUGCUCUGAUGUCGCACCUUGGUGAAGUCCACCUCACCGAGGAUGCGCCUGGACACGCCGAUGAGUCUCACAUGAAGGCUGUUGUUGUUCAAAGCCAUCUUGAAUCUGCAGCGACGUCGCUCAAUGCUAUUCGUGUCAUGGCUGAACGUGUCAUCUCUGUCGAGGGUGCCGAUGAGGAGAUGACGCAGCUACUUACCAAAAAGUUCGAAUCUGUCAUCACCCAGACUCGGAGCACCAAGGUGAUUGCAGGCAAGGCCGUCCGCGCAUUGGAGGACCUCAAGACUAGAUCUCUCUCUCUCGCACCAGAGAGCCGCGAGCUGUUUGAGUCAUGCCGAACCGCUAGUGAAGGUAUCGCAAUCUUGUCUCGCAAGAUUGGCAUAGCGCUCCAUGCACUCUUCACUCAAGACGAAGGGCGUACUGAUCCAUUCACCCACUCUGAUGUGCAAAAUACUAUCCACGCUGCGGUACUGGAGGCUACAUCUUGUAGCGAAUCUGACAUGUUUUCUCAGUACCUCUCCCAGCUGCGUAACCUCCAGGCUCAGGUGUCGGAAGUUGUUGGCUUGGCCACAGACCUCAGCCAAACUCGCGAGUUUGAUGUCAGCCCGGCGCCUUGGAAGCUCCGCUCCCAGGAGCUCAAAGCUCUGAAGGCUGUGCCCGUUGAUGCUGAAGAGGAGCUACGAAGACUCAAGGAAGAACACAGCGAAGCCCGCCGUACUAUUGCCCAGCGCGACGAGCAUCUCAGCACUGCCGCGCUCAAGAUCGAGACCUUGGAGUCCCGCAUGCGCGACGCACAGGCGAAUAUUGAACGCAUCAAUGCUCUACAGAAGGAUCUCGAAACUUCUACAGAACAGGCUGCCAGUCUCAAGGAUGAUAUUGAGAAGCAAGACCGAGAGCUAAAGAUGCUCGAAUCGGAGCGUGAUAAGUGGAAGAAGGUUGCGAGUGACAGCCGCGCAUAUGCUGAUGGCGCUGAUGCUGCUGGUAACAAGGCUGGCCAGGAGCGCGCCGUUGCUACAGCCCGUGAGAUGGAUGAGCUCAAGAACGACGUUGAAAGUCUGCAAUCUGCAGUGCGCUACCUGCGCGAGGACAAUCGUCGCGCUCGACUGACGGAGCAGCAAAACUACGACUGGCUCGCCGAGCCACUCAAGAAGCCUGCCAAUGCGGCUGAACAGCGCAAAGCCCUGGUGAUCGCGGAGGGCAAGGACGUUCUGAGCGAGCUCGUCAAGAUGACAUCGUCGGCCGGCGUGUUCAACUACGGUUCGAUCCCCAAAGACAGACUCUCAUGGCGCUCGGCCAAGACGACACCGCAGUACCAAGCAGCAAAGCAGACGGAAGAUUUCGCAGCCUGGAAGUCGUGGCAAGCCUCGGUCGUCAAGAAGAGUGAGUCGCUCCUUCUGCCUGCUAUUCGCGGCAGUACCGACAGCGCUCGUAUAAAACCCGCUGCUCGGCUGCAAAUUCGCCUGCCUGGGCCGGACGGCAAGCUGCUGAAGUCUGGCUCCCGAAGCAGGGUGCAGAUUGUUGGAUCGCGUGAGUGGGAUGCGCUGCAGAGCGCAAGAGUUGCCGCCGUGUAA